UUGCGUCGUCCACCUGCGAGAAGGAGAAUCGCGCGCGCGCAAGGACACCGGCUUGCCCGGAAGGCAGGACGAAGAACUCGCGAACGAGAGAAAUUUGUAAGGCGGACGUUUGUCUCUCCAUUACGCGCGGGAGUGCAUCAGCUCGAUGUUUUUCGUUUCUACGUAUGCACGGUGCGCGGUAUACAUACGUAUAGCAGCGCGGCCGAUGAUGUCAGAUUUAUAUAAGGGUUUAAUGUUAUCAAUUCGCGGAAACGGCACUGGGCGCGAUUGUAACGCUAACAAUGCGAGCGAAAUCAUUGCGCAGCGGAUCCUCUCUCGUAUUUUUUAGGAGUAUACCGAGUUUCGUCGAUCGAGCAUCCUCGUUAUGCGCAAAUGCAACUCAACGCGAUCGAUCGGUCGAUCAAUGAAAGACUCUAUCUGUCAAGAAUGCCGAUCCUUUUCUAUUUGCGAAUAAAUCAAAUUUAAAAUAUUUUAGACGUAUAAUGUACAAUUACACACGUUAAAUGUAAAACGCGUAAAAUGGUGGUGAUGCGUAUCAGCGAUUGAUGCCAAUUGCGUCUGAUCGAACGUCAUGUUUAUCUGUUUAUAUUUUAUGGAUGAAUUCGCAAUUGAAAACUGGCGUGACGAAAAAUAGCGUUCCAAGAUUAACGAGACGUCAUGUCGAGUGCGAUUCGCUGGAAAUUCGAGAUCUCGUGUCGCGUCACAAUGAAAUCUCGCGGUUUUUCGAAUCGAGGUCUCCAUGCACGCUGACACGAAGAUGUCAGGGCCGGUUUCUUAAUGGUGGCGACUUCAAGGACUUAUUGGGUAAAUACGGAGCACAAACUGGCGUUUACGCGACGCUGGCACAAAGUUAACGUAAUGAUCGGCGGCCUGUGGCAGA
Monomorium pharaonis (pharaoh ant) is the source of this 880-nucleotide messenger RNA. RefSeq lists its product as uncharacterized. The transcript has 2 exons. The record is from RefSeq and is a predicted model, not a curated record. Lineage: Eukaryota; Metazoa; Arthropoda; Insecta; Hymenoptera; Formicidae. The coding region runs from base 546 to 854 and encodes 102 amino acids.